Poecilia reticulata (guppy) is the source of this 4376-nucleotide messenger RNA. RefSeq names its product XK, Kell blood group complex subunit-related family, member 9 (gene xkr9). Gene Ontology annotation, cellular component: membrane. The record is from RefSeq and is a predicted model, not a curated record. NCBI's taxonomy places the organism in Eukaryota, Metazoa, Chordata, Actinopteri, Cyprinodontiformes, Poeciliidae.
AAUCCACUGGUUGAAUCUGUAACAAUUAGCUGCGUUCUAAACCCUUACAGAGAGCAGACAUGCAGGAAGUAAUGCGAUGCAAAACCAGGGCCAAGCAGCACAAGCGAACUGACUAGCUGCCUAUCGCCCCAAAUGUGGAAGUACAUAUGUCACACAUACAGCUGGCUCAGUCCUCACAGGACAAAUAUGAAUCAAUUUGAUUUCCAGUUUUAUUUGGGACUUUGUCUAGGCUAUUCCAAGACAAGAACACCAAUCCUGUGUAAUCAGCUCUGGCUCUAUGUUUGGGUUUGGUGAUCUAUCCAACUCUGUGGCGGACAGUUUCCUUGCACGAUUGCCCUGGUCAUCUUCCCAUCAACCCAGAGCAGCUUCCCUGUCUCUGAUACAGAAAAGCAUCCCCACAGUUCCAUAAUGCCACCACCAAAUUUUGGAAGGCACUACAACCCGAGUCAUGGCACUUACAAAGAAAACAGUGUUUUAGGAAGUUAGAAAGCUGCAAUUUAUCUAAGCUGCAUAGCAGCACGAGGCUUUUAAGUGUCUGUAUGCAGCUGUUCUUCUUCAAGAAUUGUAUUUUAAUUUUAAGAGUUCACCUUCGGGAAACUAGACUUGCUCUGAAAUACGUUCACUUCCUUUAAUAACUUGUUGGUGACGUUUAAACGGACACAGACAUGUGAAGGGGAAGUGUAAAGAUCACACUCCCACAACCACCGCACCUUCAUAGGAAUGACAUGUAUUAUGUAAUUCCAAAUGUCUGCUCUGAGUGUUGAUUUGUUUACUGGUUGCUGAGGUGGGGCUAAGCACAGGUUUCAAGGAACGGAAAAAGAAAAAGAAAAAAGAAAAUGCAGGGAGUGUAAUCUCCAGCUGUGAUUGUGUGGAGCUCUUUGCCAUAGACGUUGUCUCUGUAAGUUUACUUCUGCUUUUCUUAUUUCUUAUAUGUGCUUAGUCAUUGUGAAAGUAACAAGUUUUGUGUGUCGUAUGUGAUAUAGGUUAAGAUAUAUGAGUUUGUUUCUAAAUAGGAACAUAAUGAAAGUACAACAUACGAAGUCAAUAGAAGGUAUGUUUUAGGGAAGGAAACAUUUUCUUAUCGUAUCCUUAGUUAGCUCUGAAUUUGCCUCAAUUUUCAAUAAAGCUACCAAUCGGUCAGGCAGUAUUUUAUUUAUCCCUGCUCCUCAAGGUAAGCUGUACUGCAUGUUUUAGGGAUGUUUCACCACAGGUGGGGACUCGAGUCACAUGACUUGGACUCUUUUUUUAUUUUAUUUUUAAAAAAUUUUUGAGUCAGACUCGAGUCGUUAAAAUCACGACUUGAGACUUGACUUGAAAAAAUGCUCAAAGACUCGGACUUGACUUUCAUGCCAUUGACUUGGUACUUGACUCGACUUGAAGCUGUUUACUUGAAAAGACUUGAUAUUUUUUACUCAAAGUCUUAAAAUUUAAAACACAUUAUUUAUAAAGUGGCGUCACUAAUUAAUUUCACUCAUUCCGUAUCAAUAUGCGCAGACCGUCCCUCUGUUUUUCCUCUCUCCUCAUGUCUGUAUGUGUGCGUAGCUGCAGCUCAACCAAUCAAAUUAACAGGAUUUGGACAUUUAAAAAAACGCGGCGACGCUGCAGAGCUCAGGGAACGAAGGACGAAAUAACCGCUCGAAUAUGCUUCCGCGAGUAAUUUCUUUUGGCUAGUAGGUUAUGAACUUUCGAAUAAAAAAACUAACUGCAGCUUGUAAAACCUGCAAGAAGAGAAUAUCGGAUGGAGAUGCGACCACUUUGUCCAACUUUGUCCGGCAUUUGAAGCUUCACAAAGAUCGAGAGAUUUUAAAGCCACCGGUGAUGAUGACACUCGCAUACCACGAAGCUUACCAGAACAGAAACUGAGACCGCUUCGUCCUCGGAACCAAACAGGAGCAGGAGUGCCAGCUUUUUAAAGUGAUAACAAUGGAGCAGUCAGAUAAGCAGUUCUCCAAGUGGCGGUGGCUUUUAGCUCUGGUGGGACUAUUCAUGUACCUAGGGGACAUUUGCACAGAUACUGCACUGGUUUUAAGAUAUUUUCACGAAAAGCUCUAUGUUUGGAGUGGACUGACUGCACUGUUUAUAAUCACUGGGCUGACAGUAAACCAGAUCUUCAGCUACGCCUGGUUUUUAGAAGAUAUGCAUAAAAAUGUCAUGGACAGCAAACCGAAGCGACGGUAUUUAGUCCUGCACAUAUUUGGGAUGGGAAUCCUCCUCAGGUCUUGCCAACUGCUUAAACAAGGAUACAAAGAGAUUUGGGGACAAGAAAUGCCACACAAUCAAACGUCUGAGAAUGGUGAUGAGGAGGGGUCCAGCGCCUCGCACCACAGCAAACUGUUCAGCGACACCGCCGAUCUGAGCAUGUUGAAGCUUUUCGAGACUUUCCUGGAGAGCGCGCCUCAACUUCUUUUACAGCUGUACAUACAUCAAAACCAUGAGGAGUGGUCGGUCUUACAGUCUAUAUCUAUGGUCUUCUCUUUCUUUAAUCUGGCAUGGUCUUUGGUGGACUAUCGGAUCUGCUUGCGCAAAUCUCUUCCCCAGAGCCGGGAAUUGCCCUCAGGCCUCCCCACAGCGGUCUACCUGCUCUACAAACUCUUCACCAUCACUAGUCUCAUUCUCAGCUACAGCCUCCUCCUCAUCCUUAGCGUCUACAGCACAGUAGGCUUUACUUCCCUCUGGCUGCUGGGAACAAUAAGGGCUCACCGUCUUGAAACCAGCUUCUGCAGUUCAGGAGCCCUUGAGCUGCUGUACCGUGGCGUCAUCGGCGCCAUUCUGGUUUUUACCUUUUUUAACGUUAAAGGACAAGGCACCAAACGGGACAUGACCGUCUAUUACUUUUUUUGGACUGUUAUUAAUUUCUCAACUCCUUUAUUGAUGUUCUUUUUAAAGCCAGAGUUGAAGACAAUUACAUUUCUCUUGGUGGUUAGUGGUGUAAUCUAUGGCGGUUCAUUGCUGGGGCUGAUUUUGCUGGUGUUAUAUUAUCGCUUCCUGCACCCUAAACAGGAAGCGAAAAAACUGUCUGAUCAGGUGGACGGACAGGAAAACAUGAACGGACAGGAAAACGUGGACGGACAGGAAAAGGAGACGACACCUUCAACAAGGAGGACAAGGGAAUUCAUAAAACCUUGACUGAGGUUUUUCCCCACCAUAUCAUAAAGAAGGGCACUCAUCAUAAUGCAGCCACCACCAUGUAUUAUUGUUACAUUUCAUGUUUUUGUUGUGUUCAGACUUAUGGCUCACAAAUGUUAGAUUAGUUUCCAUGUCUCAAAUCAAGAAAUAUGUGAAAAGGCGUGAAAGAAACAAACAAAAAAAAAGAAGCAAGCACGAGGCGGUGUAGAGUACAACUGAAAGUUGUUGAGGUUUGAGGAUUUUAGAUGUGAUUUGGGGAGUUUACACAUCAGCACACAAGAUUUCCACCGAAAGAAGUUUGCAGAAAUGUUGUCAAUUUUCACUUUGAAAUAACUUCAAAGUUAUUUCAAGUUUGUGCUACUGAAGGUGUGUUAAGAUACCGAUACACAGCAGAACCCUGGUGUUUGCAAAGUUACAGUGAUACUUUCAGAGGUUCACAUUAAGAGUGCGAGCUGAGCAAGCAGUGUGGCUUUCAUACUUGAUGUGUACUUUGCUUGAUGUGUACUCUCUGAAAAUGAUCCCUCACAGAGGGUUUAUAUAGAUGCCAGUGCAGAUGAACCUACUCUGCAAGAUCACCCUCCAAAUUUGUACAGUUUGAGUGAAUAGUGUCGCUCGCAAUCGGUGCUGAGGAACAAAAAUUCAGAGGCGCAAAACAGCACUCCAGGCCAACUCGACUGUAAGCCCCAGCUUUAGGAACCAGCAGUCCAUGAAUAACUAAAAUCCAUGAAUACUUGAGACCCUCUCAGAACAGGCGUAUAAUUGAAUUUUUUAAUGCGACUUACUAUGCAUCAAUAUGCAACAGUGGGAACUGUCUCAGUACUACCGUAGGAGCAAGCUACUAUGGCCUUUCCUGUUUUCGCUCCUGGGCAAACAGCCAAUCAGCACUAAAGAACAUAAACUGGUGCUCCAAUAGUGUGCCAACUGGCAUUGCACCGAAGUCUUUCAGCUUUCAAUCCUCAUUUUCAUUUAAAAAUUUUAGAUUUGCUCAAUGAAAAUGUCAACAAAUAGGGAGGUUUUCCACAAAUAGUUGGGAGUUGUGUUACACCUUCACCUGUUGUGAAGGCUUGAAUGGCUUUUGUACUCUUGAAAAAAUGUUAACUUAUGGUCAAACUGUUUCGGUAGGGGAGAGAUGCGUUUUUGUUUAAUCCCAGUUUUCUCUUGUUUAUGUGCUUGUUGGGAUAUUUUAUUUUGUUGGUUUAUAUAUUCUGCUUUCUUAGAAUUAUGUAAAUUAAAACUUUUAAUUUCUUUUA